GUUGAUGGCUAAUUACUUGGACUAGGUUUAGUUAGUUUAGUGAUGAACAAACGGCAAGUGUCGCUUCAAAGUAUUUCAGUCACUUAGAUAUCUUAGUGCUAUUAAUGUAUUUAUUUGCAUAUCAUAUGCAAAAUUGAUCGUUAGUCUAAGUUUUUAACUGCCAAUUAACUAUAAUAACAUGCUAUGGCCUAGGAUAGGGCGCUUACUGUUGGCCAAGCACGUCCGACAGUUUGGCACAAAAGUCAUAAACGACGUGCGGUUUACACGCGGCAAUUACUCUCGAGUCACGAAUGCAGACGUCCAACACUUUAAAUCGAUACUGGGCGAUUGCAAUAUCUUGACUAGCGAAGAGGACGUGCGACCGUACAACGUGGACUGGAUGAAAUACAUGUCUGGUGAGAGUAGGACUGUGCUGAAGCCAAAAAAUACAGAAGACGUGUCAGCUAUAAUGAAGUACUGCAACGACAGAAACAUAGCGGUGUGCCCACAGGCAGGUAAUACUUGUAUAUCUGGUGGCAGUGUGGCUGUAUUCGAUGAGGUGGUCUUGUCCAUGCAACGGAUGAACAACAUAAUUGAUUUCGAUCCAGUGUCCGGAGUGUUGGUGUGCGAGGCGGGAUGCGUCCUGGAAUCGCUGAUGGGGCACGUGGAAGGCUACGGGCACAUAAUGCCGUUGGACUUGGGGUCGAAGGGCAGCUGUCAAAUUGGCGGCAACGUGUCUACCAACGCCGGAGGCAUACGCGUCAUACGGUACGGCACGCUGCAGGGAUGCGUACUUGGACUGGAAGCCGUGACUGCCGAUGGUUCAGUUUUAGAUUGCCUGAACACUAUGAGAAAAGAUAAUACCGGAUACCAUUUAAAACAUUUGUUUAUUGGCUCGGAGGGUACUUUAGGAAUUGUCACAAAAGUAGCUAUUAUGUGUCCAAUUUUACCCAAGAAUAUUUCUGUAGCUUUUAUAGGUUUAGACAGCUAUAAAAAUGUGCUGAAACUAUUUUCGAUAGCCCGGGAGGAAUUUUCUGAAACGUUAUCGUCUUUUGAAAUUAUGGAUAAUACUAUCGUAACGGCCGUUGAAAAAAAUUUAAAAUUAAAUUGUCCUAUCCAAAAUGUGCACCCGUUUUAUGUUCUCAUCGAGCUAGCUACCAGUCGGCCGAACGUUGAACAACACCUUACAAACGUGUUGGAAAAAGCUUUAUACGAAUCGAUUAUCUCCGACGCUACUACUACAGAUAAGAUGUCCAGCAUUAAUAAUAUUUGGAAGAUUCGAGAGAGAGCAUUAGAAAGUCUGAUGAAAUACGGCUAUGUGUAUGCAUACGACAUAUCAGCACCACUUCACUGCUUUUUCGACAUUGUAGAAAUAUUAAAAGAAAAACUGAAAAGUGCCGUUGACUGCGAAGCCGUUUGCGGCUUCGGACACAUAGGUGAUGGAAAUUUGCAUUUGAAUGUGGCUACGAGGGAAUACGAUGAGAAUUUGUCCAGAAUCAUUGAGCCGAUCGUUUAUGAUUGGACGUCCAAGUGCCAAGGGAGCAUUAGCGCCGAGCACGGUAUCGGAGCUAUAAAAAGGAAUUACCUGGAACGUACAAAGAAUAGCCAAGCUCUGGCUUUAAUGAAAACAUUGAAACACACUAUGGACCCCAAGUGCAUACUGAACCCCUACAAAGUUCUAGCGUCAGCCAAAACGUGAUUAACCCGUUUAAAAUGAAAAAAAAAAUACAACCAGAGUUCUACGUCCAGUCUGAACAGCGAUAAAAACAAACAGUCUCGUUAAAAUAAAUAUUUUGUUUAAAUGUAUAUACGGUAACUGCUUUGCUGCACAGGGACCCUAAUUUUUUUUACGAUAUUACAAAGCUGAACAUUUCUUCUUCGCCAUGGAGGAUCAUUAAGACUCUCCAAAUUGAGUACACUUGGAAGACAAUCAUUUACGUUAUUAUUUAAUUUUGUAUUGUUCAACUAUUGUAAUACACUAUUACGUUCUUGUGUUUUUUUAUGUAAUCGAUAAAUCUAAUAACAAAAAAUAUCGUAGUGUAAAAUAUUAAUAUUGUACUAUUAUUUAUUGCACUGUAAAUUAUUAAUUAAUUCUGUACUUUUGCCUCUUAGGCAUAUAUAAAUUAAUAAAAUAACGAAAUGUUUAUUAAGUUAAGUAGAA
Molecule: messenger RNA, 2140 nt
Organism: Daktulosphaira vitifoliae (grape phylloxera)
Lineage: Eukaryota; Metazoa; Arthropoda; Insecta; Hemiptera; Phylloxeridae
Product: D-2-hydroxyglutarate dehydrogenase, mitochondrial-like
Exons: 7
Coding region: 179-1678 (499 amino acids)
Cellular component (GO): mitochondrion
Molecular function (GO): FAD binding; catalytic activity
Source: RefSeq, a predicted model, not a curated record